Molecule: messenger RNA, 1446 nt
Organism: Colletotrichum orchidophilum
Lineage: Eukaryota; Fungi; Ascomycota; Sordariomycetes; Glomerellales; Glomerellaceae
Product: major facilitator superfamily transporter
Exons: 4
Coding region: 1-1446 (481 amino acids)
Biological process (GO): pantothenate import across plasma membrane
Cellular component (GO): plasma membrane
Molecular function (GO): pantothenate transmembrane transporter activity
Source: RefSeq, a predicted model, not a curated record
AUGGCCUUUGACAAAGUCCGCCAGUACUUGAAUGUGCAGUAUCAGCCAGGGGAGAAGAAGCUGGUUUCCAAGAUUGACUUCUUCAUCUUGACCUUUUGCUGCUUGAGUUACCUGGUCAACUAUCUUGAUCGCACCAAUCUGAACAAUGCAUACGUCUCCGGGAUGAAGGAGGAGCUGGGCUUCGUGGGGAACCAGCUCAACGAGAUUAACACGUGCUUCACCGUGGGCUAUGUGAUCGGACAAAUCCCCUCCAACCUGUCCCUCCACUACGUCAAACCGAGAAUCUGGUUCCCCCUCAUGAUGAUCAUCUGGGGCGGCCUCACAAUGUGCACAGCCAGCGUCCACAGCCCCCAGUCCAUCAUGGCCAUCCGCUUCUUCCAGGGCAUCGCCGAGGCCUCGACCUUUGUCGGCACGCACUACAUCCUCGGCGCCUGGUACACGGAGCGCGAGCUCGGCAAGCGCAGCGGCAUCUUCACGGCCUCGGGCCUGGCCGGCACCUUUUUCGGCGGCUUCAUCCAGACGGGCAUCCACAGCAGCAUGAACGGCCUGCACGGCCUCAGCGGCUGGCGCUGGCUCUUCAUCAUUGACGGCCUCAUGACCGUCCCCGUCGCCCUCUACGGCUUCGCCUGCUUCCCCGACACGCCGCACACGACGACGGCCUUUUACUUCACCGAGGAGGAAAAGGCCCUCGCCCGGUCCCGCGUGCCCGAGGUCCAGGAGCGCUCGCCGCUGACGUUCCGCUUCGCCAAAAAGGUCCUGACGUCGUGGUACUGGUGGGGCUUCGUCAUGCUCUGGGUCAUUGCCGGCGAGACCGAGUCCUUUAGCACGAAUUCCCUGCUGGGCCUGUACAUGAAGAGCCACCCGACGCACAAGUACACCGUCGCCCAGCUCAACAACUACCCGACGGGCGUGCCCGCCGUCGGCAUCGUCUCGACGCUCUUCUGGGCGACCCUGACGGACUUUUUGGGCGGGAAGCGGUACCUCGUCGCCUACUUUAUCGGCAUCACGGGCAUCGCGACGUCGGCCAUGGUCCUCGUCGCGGCGCGGGACCCGACGAGCGCCGGGUCCACGGCUGUCGUGUUUGGCGCGUAUUACUGGGCCGGUGCCGUGUAUGCGUGCCAGGCCACGUUUUUCGCGUGGUGCAACGAUACGAUGCGGUACGAGGAGGGCGUGUUCCGCGGCGUCGUUCUCGCGGGUAUGAAUUUGGGGAGCAAUGCUGUCAACGCGUGGUGGAGCAUCAUCUUUUAUGGCGCGUCCAUGGCGCCGUGGUUUACGAGGGGUAUGUGGGCCAUGAUCGCCAGCUCCAUUGCCUUGAUUAUUUGGACCAGCGGGCUCACUCUGCUCACGCACAAGGAGGAGAAGCGGCGUGUGCUGAAUGCGGAGGCGGGGGAGACUGGGUCCAUGAGCAAGGGACCUAUUGCGAAAGACGACGACGAGCAGGUUUAA